AUGGACGAACACGACGUGUAUGGCACGUCCUGCACUGUCGAGCUUGGAGCCUCGGUGCUUAACGCUCUGACUAUGCUGCUGCUCAUAGCCGCAAAGAAGAAUAUGUUCAUAGACGAAUCUGGACGCAUGCCGUUCCACAAUGCCAAUAUCCCUUUAAGGAUGUUUGUCAAGUAG
Messenger RNA from Trematosphaeria pertusa, 174 nucleotides. RefSeq lists its product as uncharacterized. Bases 1 to 174 code for a protein of 57 amino acids. NCBI's taxonomy places the organism in Eukaryota, Fungi, Ascomycota, Dothideomycetes, Pleosporales, Trematosphaeriaceae. The transcript has 2 exons. The record is from RefSeq and is a predicted model, not a curated record.